AUGCGAGCAGCGCUGCCCCAAAACCCUCUGUUGACUGUGGGGCUUCACGUGAUCCGUAGCUCAGCCGUAAAACCGACCAAGCUCGAGCACAGCGGCGCCUGUGUGACGCAAGGCACUGUGCACGUGAGGGCAGAUCCCGGGAUGGCGAACACGUGCGUGACGCGGGCUGCCAGCGGAGGCGCUGCGGGGACCCCCGGGCGGCGGAGGCGCUGCGGGGACCUCAGGCCGGCGGAGGCGCUGCGGGGUCCUCAGGCCGGCGGAGGCGCUGCGGGGACCUCAGGCCGGCGGAGGCGCUGCGGGGACCCCCGGGCGGCCGAGGCGCUGCGGGGACCCCCGGGCGGCCGAGGCGCUGCGGGGACCCCCGGGCGGCGGAGGCGCUGCGGGGACCCCCGGGCGGCGGAGGCGCUGCGGGGACCUCAGGCCGGCGGAGGCGCUGCGGGGACCCCCGGCCGGCGGAGGCGCUGCGGGGACCCCCGGGCGGCGGAGGCGCUGCGGGGACCCCCGGGCGGCGGAGGCGCUGCGGGGUCCUCAGGCCGGCGGAGGCGCUGCGGGGUCCUCAGGCCGGCGGAGGCGCUGCGGGGACCUCAGGCCGGCGGAGGCGCUGCGGGGACCCCCGGGCGGCGGAGGCGCUGCGGGGACCCCAGGCCGGCGGAGGCGCUGCGGGGACCCCAGGCCGGCGGAGGCGCUGCGGGGACCCCAGGCCGGCGGAGGCGCUGCGGGGACCUCCGGGCGGCGGAGGCGCUGCGGGGACCCCAGGCCGGCGGAGGCGCUGCGGGGACCUCCGGGCGGCGGAGGCGCUGCGGGGACCCCAGGCCGGCGGAGGCGCUGCGGGGACCCCCGGCCGGCGGAGGCGCUGCGGGGACCUCCGGGCGGCGGAGGCGCUGCGGGGACCUCCGGGCGGCGGAGGCGCUGCGGGGACCCCAGGCCGGCGGAGGCGCUGCGGGGACCCCAGGCCGGCGGAGGCGCUGCGGGGACCCCAGGCCGGCGGAGGCGUUGCGGGGUCCUCAGGCCGGCGGAGGCGCUGCGGGGUCCUCAGGCCGGCGGAGGCGCUGCGGGGACCCCCGGCCGGCGGAGGCGCUGCGGGGACCCCAGGCCGGCGGAGGCGCUGCGGGGACCCCCGGCCGGCGGAGGCGCUGCGGGGACCCCAGGCCGGCGGAGGCGCUGCGGGGACCUCCGGGCGGCGGAGGCGCUGCGGGGACCUCCGGGCGGCGGAGGCGCUGCGGGGACCCCAGGCCGGCGGAGGCGCUGCGGGGACCCCAGGCCGGCGGAGGCGCUGCGGGGACCUCAGGCCGGCGGAGGCGCUGCGGGGACCCCAGGCCGGCGGAGGCGUUGCGGGGACCUCAGGCCGGCGGAGGCGCUGCGGGGUCCUCAGGCCGGCGGAGGCGCUGCGGGGACCCCUGGCCGGCGGAGGCGCUGCGGGGACCCCAGGCCGGCGGAGGCGCUGCGGGGACCCCCGGCCGGCGGAGGCGCUGCGGGGACCCCAGGCCGGCGGAGGCGCUGCGGGGACCUCCGGGCGGCGGAGGCGCUGCGGGGACCUCCGGGCGGCGGAGGCGCUGCGGGGACCCCAGGCCGGCGGAGGCGCUGCGGGGACCCCAGGCCGGCGGAGGCGCUGCGGGGACCUCAGGCCGGUGGAGGCGCUGCGGGGACCCCAGGCCGGCGGAGGCGCUGCGGGGUCCUCAGGCCGGCGGAGGCGCUGCGGGGACCUCCGGGCGGCGGAGGCGCUGCGGGGACCUCCGGGCGGCGGAGGCGCUGCGGGGACCCCAGGCCGGCGGAGGCGCUGCGGGGACCUCCGGGCGGCGGAGGCGCUGCGGGGACCUCCGGGCGGCGGAGGCGCUGCGGGGACCUCCGGGCGGCGGAGGCGCUGCGGGGACCCCAGGCCGGCGGAGGCGCUGCGGGGACCCCAGGCCGGCGGAGGCGCUGCGGGGACCCCAGGCCGGCGGAGGCGCUGCGGGGACCCCAGGCCGGCGGAGGCGCUGCGGGGACCCCAGGCCGGCGGAGGCGCUGCGGGGACCCCAGGCCGGCGGAGGCGCUGCGGGGACCCCAGGCCGGCGGAGGCGCUGCGGGGACCCCCGGCCGGCGGAGGCGCUGCGGGGACCCCCGGCCGGCGGAGGCGCUGCGGGGACCCCAGGCCGGCGGAGGCGCUGCGGGGACCUCCGGGCGGCGGAGGCGCUGCGGGGACCCCAGGCCGGCGGAGGCGCUGCGGGGACCUCCGGGCGGCGGAGGCGCUGCGGGGACCCCAGGCCGGCGGAGGCGCUGCGGGGACCCCCGGGCGGCGGAGGCGCUGCGGGGACCCCAGGCCGGCGGAGGCGCUGCGGGGACCUCCGGGCGGCGGAGGCGCUGCGGGGACCUCCGGGCGGCGGAGGCGCUGCGGGGACCCCAGGCCGGCGGAGGCGCUGCGGGGACCUCCGGGCGGCGGAGGCGCUGCGGGGACCCCCGGGCGGCGGAGGCGCUGCGGGGACCCCCGGGCGGCGGAGGCGCUGCGGGGACCCCCGGGCGGCGGAGGCGCUGCGGGGACCUCCGGGCGGCGGAGGCGCUGCGGGGACCUCAGGCCGGCGGAGGCGCUGCGGGGACCUCCGGGCGGCGGAGGCGCUGCGGGCACCUCCGGGCGGCGGAGGCGCUGCGGGGACCCCAGGCCGGCGGAGGCGCUGCGGGGACCCCAGGCCGGCGGAGGCGCUGCGGGGUCCUCAGGCCGGCGGAGGCGCUGCGGGGACCUCAGGCCGGCGGAGGCGCUGCGGGGUCCUCAGGCCGGCGGAGGCGCUGCGGGGACCCCCGGGCGGCGGAGGCGCUGCGGGGACCCCAGGCCGGCGGAGGCGCUGCGGGGACCUCAGGCCGGCGGAGGCGCUGCGGGGUCCUCAGGCCGGCGGAGGCGCUGCGGGGUCCUCCGGGCGGCGGAGGCGCUGCGGGGAACUCCGGGCGGCGGAGGCGCUGCGGGGACCUCCGAGCGGCGGAGGCGCUGCGGGGUCCUCCGGGCGGCGGAGGCGCUGCGGGGAACUCCGGGCGGCGGAGGCGCUGCGGGGAACUCCGGGCGGCGGAGGCGCUGCGGGGAACUCCGGGCGGCGGAGGCGCUGCGGGGAACUCCGGGCGGCGGAGGCGCUGCGGGGAACUCCGGGCGGCGGAGGCGCUGCGGGGUCCUCCGGCCGGCGGAGGCGCUGCGGGGUCCUCAGGCCGGCGGAGGCGCUGCGGGGACCUCCGGGCGGCGGAGGCGCUGCGGGGUCCUCAGGCCGGCGGAGGCGCUGCGUGGACCUCCGGCCGGCGGAGGCGCUGCGGGGACCUCAGGCCGGUGGCAGGAAUGUCGGCAACCUCCGUCGACACGCAGACGCACUGCGGGAGCUUCCGGCUACACGCAGGCGCAGUGCCGACCCCAGGUGCUGCGACGGCGGUGAUGGAGUCCUCUCCGAUUCUGAAUAUGCUCCCCCGCCAGGCGAGUCUCUGAAUUUUACCAUCGUGGUGGAGCACAGUCAGAUAAAUGCAACCGUCGGUGAAAAUGUGACGCUUGCAGUGCGGCCGUCGGGCAAUAUCUCAAGCGGAAGCUGGACCUUUAAAGAGAAAACGGUCUGUCAGUGGAUCGAUCAACUCGUGUCUAUGGAUAAUUCUUAUACAUCGCGAGCUCAGCUAUUCCCCUCCAACGGGUCGCUGCUGCUGAAGUCGGUGAAAAAGUCGGACAGUGGGACGUACGUUGUGAACAUGGUGCCAGCCAACGGCUCACAAACCUCAGCGACCGUCACUCUCCGAGUCACCGUGCCUCCAAGCCCUCUGCCAGGUGGAGGGGUAGCCAGGAAUGCGAUUGGGGUCACCACUGGAUUGGUGCUGGCGUGUGCAUUAAUUUUCUGACGCAUCAGGGGGAAAGGCAAACAGAAAGCUAUGAAAUAAAGAAUAAAAUUGAAGUCAUUCAGAAAGAAAGAUCAGACUCCUCUCCCUGUACAAAAAAGAACUGCAUCCAGAUUAUCAAUCUCCAAAACCCACCCCUGCCUGCAUGAAAUGGGACAAGAGCAUUGACCACCCCACCCAAACCCACCUGGCUCAAAUGCAGAGGAGCUGGUAACACAAUGUAGAAGAAGUCACAUCGUGAGCACCAGACAGAAUAGACGAUUCCAGAAGAUUUGGAGGUUCAGUUGUUGCCUCAUCUGCAAGGACUUUUUAGUCAACAGAGAGGGUUCUGCCCUUUCACCUGGACAUCACCGAACUCAACAUCAACUACAUCCAAACCAUGCUGAGUGAACUUUAAUGACCAAUAAA
Messenger RNA from Hypanus sabinus (Atlantic stingray), 4236 nucleotides. RefSeq names its product collagen alpha-1(I) chain-like. NCBI's taxonomy places the organism in Eukaryota, Metazoa, Chordata, Chondrichthyes, Myliobatiformes, Dasyatidae. The record is from RefSeq and is a predicted model, not a curated record. The transcript has 5 exons. Bases 1 to 3831 code for a protein of 1276 amino acids.